AAUGUUUUUGCCCCUCAGUUGUUCGUCCUGCAAUCAAGGACGGCCGCGACAGCAGCAGCAGCAGCGACAGCAGCAGCAGCAGCCAUGGAAAAGUCUAAACUAUUUGCACCGUCCUAACUCAAGCACACGCAUAGGCCGUUCCUUUGCCAUAUCUACACGUGUUCAGCUCCGCACCGCCGCCUUCACCUCCCUCUCGUCGCUCCGACACCAGCAGCCUUUGCCUGUCCUGCCAGCGAUCCCAUCCGCCGCCAACUGAGUCGCCUCCCGAGGCUAAUCCCGGACGCGAAGAAAAAAAGCCUCCAGCCACAGAAGGCGACUCAGAACGAUAAACGACCGCAAGUGACGCAUAGACGACGCCCGCUCAGCGAGCCUUCCCGGCCCCCCAUACGCCCCUCACUCUCUUGUCUUUAUUUCGGGCGGGAGCCUUGCGCACCAGCACCCACUUGAGAAGAAGCUGAUCGUCUUCACUCAAAGUCGAGCGCACAAAUCCACCCAUGCCUCACAAUGUCUGCUUCUGCUGCUGAGGGAAGCCGGCCUCCACACCACAGCGACGGCCACGAGGCUGCCGAUGACGGAACCGUUUCCGUCUCGGGAAGCUCCUACAUAGGCAGCGACGCCUCCGAGCCUGAGCCAUCGGCCUGCCGCUGGCGCAGCGAGAGGUACUUCGACCAGGAGUGCUCCCGCUACUUUGACUGCCCCUCGCACAUGGUCGAGCGUGCCGUCUCUGAUCACGGCCACGGAGAUCCGCAGGAGCACGGUGGUCCCGCUCCGACGCCAGCCCCGGCUGGAGCCGACCAACCCAGCAGCCCACCUCCAUCCCGAGAUAUUGACCGCGUGGUUUCUGGCGGCAUCAACAGCGAGCUCGUGGGAGAGCGGCCAGUCGCAAUGGACGACAGGUCAACAGAGCAAGAUGCUCCAGCAACUCCCGUUCCUGUGCCGACUCCACCAGCACCUAGCGCCACCUCGAGUCUGGGGGAAGUUGGGGGUAAUCGAGAUAACCCUCUACGCUCGGCUCUUGUUGAAGCGCUGCAAAUCCAGGCUGCCACUGCUCCCCUCUCCCUCCUAAACCCCUCCGGGAGCGGCCGCUCGACAUCCGCUCUAAUUCCUGGCUCGAGACCUCUGCCUGCUCGCCCACCUCGCGACACAGAAGAACCUCCUCUCCCGUCGCUUCCGCCCCCGUCGCCCCUGACCGAAGGUCCCACGGCCCGGUUGGGCGCGCCGCCAACUUUAGUUCCCAGACUUAGCCGAACAGGGGAGAGUACCGGGAGGCGGCAGCCUGCGCCUGCAAUUGUGUUACCCAGGUGGCAGCCUGACGCUGAGGUGACACUGUGCCCGAUAUGUCAUACUCAGUUCAGCAUUUUUGUUAGGAAGCACCACUGCCGAAAGUGUGGGAGGGUGGUCUGUAACUCGUGCUCGCCCCACCGAAUCACUAUUCCCUUCCAGUUUAUCGUGCAGCCGCCAGGGCAGACACGCGGGCCACGAUAUGCGCACCCCAUUCUAGGUGGCGAACUGGGCUACCCCGAUUCGAGUGCUCUGGCGGGCGGUGACCGGGUGCGCCUGUGCAACCCCUGCGUCCCCGACCCGAAUACCUCUCCGCCCCAGGCACAGCUCUCGCCCGGCGCUCGGCGCUCGCCUCACAACAGGUCUCAGAGCAACGCCGGGACCGCCCCGACCUCACCCGACGGCGUCUCAGGUCGCCACCCAGACUUCUACGUCUCUCUCGGCGCCAUAGGAAACGCCUACGCGAGAAGUAGGAGCAUAACAAUGCAACCCGAAGGCGGUGGCGUUUCCCCGGGAUCGAGAGGAUCCAGCAGCGCUUAUCCGUCCACACAGAGGAGCAUAAUGACAGGCACGCCACCUUCAUAUCUCCCUUCUCAGCAUCGCUACCAGCCGACCAUGGAUCCACGACAGUCAGGCGGCCCCUCGACGACGGCUCACUACCGCCACCGCCGGAGCCUCCCGCCUCCUCCUUCCCAACCGCAGUACCAGAUCCCGGAGGAGGACGAGUGCCCCGUGUGUCACCGCGAGCUGCCGCGGCGGACGCUACCCAACGUGGAGGCGCUGCGCGAGUCGCACAUCGCCGCCUGCAUCGUUACCCACAGCACAUACGGCGCUUCCCCGGCCCGCCCCGCCGCCUCGUCAUCGGCAGAGAACGGUGGCAGCGGGGAGGGAUCUUCGUCGUCGUCGGGCGCUCAGACGCAGCCGCGCCUUCCCCCAAUCCCGCCCCGCCGCACCGGCAUGUUCCCGUAUCUGGCGACGGAGAAGGACUGUGUCGACUCGGCUGAGUGUACCAUCUGCCUGGAGGAGUUCGAGGUUGGGGCCCCCAUGGCCCGUCUCGAGUGCCUCUGCCGCUUCCACCAUGCCUGCAUCUCGGCCUGGUUUGUCAACCACCCGGGCCGUUGCCCCGUGCAUCAGCAUGACAGCUUCGGCUAUUGAUCCGCCUUGCUUCAUGGCGUGUGUGGCCCGUCGCUGGGUCAAUGCUGUCAUGCCUCUUCCUGUACCUUGCCAUUUGCAUCCCUACAUAUCAAGUGCAUACAUUUAUAUACCCAUCCUUUGUCUCUUUGACUCCACCCGUCGCGGCCUGACCGCUACUCUCUCUCACUCUCCAUCUCAUGCGCGUUUCCUCACGACCCUGAUUUCUGGUGCCACCCCCUCGUUGCUCCACUGCAAGGCACCUCGACCUGUAAAGUGCCGGGAAGGGCUCCUUUGAUAGCAUCGUCAUGCAUCUCAUUUUGUGUCUAUCUCACGGCGUACUCUAGGAGCGCAUCGGGGUGUUGCUUGCUUUGUGCUUUUUCUCCUCUCGGCUGGGGGUCUGGUUAAUGUCUCAGUAUCCAUGACGAAAUAUCCAAUGUGUAUUUUGAGCACAGUAUCACUGGCGGCUACUAGAUUGCAUCAUAUCAAAUCUAGCAUUUGUUUUCAGGCUCCUUCGUUCCAUGUUGCGCCUCCCGAGGCUUGCUAGAUCUACCUAGACAUGACUCUACAGUCAUAGACUCAGGUGACGACAAGUUUGCCUUGUUCAUAGUGCAGCGUGUUGAACAUAAAACCGAAUCAGUAUAUAUCAUUCCUUACACGGCCUUGCAUGGUUGUGGCCUGUCGGCUCCGCGUGCAUAGUCGGGCACAGAAUGCAUUAAAAGAAAACUCCGGCACUACCACCUAGAUACACUGCUACCCAGAAAUGGGGUCAUGAGAGGGGCGGGCGGGCGUUCUAUUGGCCGCCUGCCUGUUCUGCACAACGAAGCCAAAAAGAAGUUUGUGUUUCCUCCCCAACACACGUGUUGAAG
Molecule: messenger RNA, 3281 nt
Organism: Gaeumannomyces tritici R3-111a-1
Lineage: Eukaryota; Fungi; Ascomycota; Sordariomycetes; Magnaporthales; Magnaporthaceae
Exons: 4
Coding region: 505-2436 (643 amino acids)
Molecular function (GO): metal ion binding
Source: RefSeq, a predicted model, not a curated record